Messenger RNA from Penicillium odoratum, 1086 nucleotides. RefSeq names its product NAD dependent epimerase/dehydratase. The coding region runs from base 1 to 1086 and encodes 361 amino acids. The transcript has 5 exons. The record is from RefSeq and is a predicted model, not a curated record. Lineage: Eukaryota; Fungi; Ascomycota; Eurotiomycetes; Eurotiales; Aspergillaceae. Gene Ontology annotation, molecular function: oxidoreductase activity, acting on the CH-OH group of donors, NAD or NADP as acceptor.
AUGUCAAGUGCUAAAUCAACCCCCCACGUCUUGCUGACAGGAGCCAAUGGCUUUGUGGCCUCUCACAUCCUGGCCAUUCUAAUAAAUCGCGAAUAUGCCGUGACUGCAACGGUGCGCUCCCAAGGUAAAGCGGAUGAUAUUAUCAAGACACAUCCAUCUUGGGAAGGAAAGGUGCAAUUUGCCAUCGUUUCCGACUUCACAUCGGCGAAACCUUUCGACCAUCUCUUCGAGAGUCCAAAAAUGCCUUUUAAUUAUGUCAUCCAUACGGCAUCUCCAUUGAAGUUCCAGGUGUCUGAUAUUCAAAAAGAAAUGAUUGAGCCCGCAGAAAAGGGAACUACCGAGAUCUUAAAGGCUGCCCAUGAGCACGGUGGAGACACUUUGAAGCGUUUUGUACUUUUGGGAAGUGCUGUAUCAGUGCUUAACUCCUUUGAAGAUAUGUCUAGAGAAGGCAAGCCUUACACGGAGAAGAAUUGGAACCCGGUGACGGCUGAGCAAGCCAUUGAGAAAAAUGAUGCCGUAUUGGGUUAUAACGUGUCCAAGAAAAGAGCCGAGGCUGCUGCAUGGGAAUUCAUGGAGCAGAAUCGUACCUCCUUUGACUUGGUUGUAAUCAACCCCGAUAUCAUCAUUGGUCCAAUGAUUCACCCAAUUUCAGGCCCAAAGUCUAUUAAUGAGACCAAUCAGUUUGCCAUCGCGAGCUUUAUUGAUGGAACUCACAAGAAAAUCGAAGGUGUUACCUUCCCUUUCUACCAUUUUGUCGAUGUUCGCGAUGUAGCGCGGAGCCAUGUUGAUGCUCUUAAAAACCCCUCCGCGGCCAGCCAGCGCAUUCUCCUCAUUUCGGGUCUCAUUACACCCCAACUUGUGGCCAACAACAUCCGCAAAAAUUUCCCGGCUCUUGCUCACAAAGUUCCCGAAGGUAACCCUUCCCAGAUCUUACCUCCCGGAGUGCAUCCCACAGGAUGGGAUAUGCGAGUGAGUUUGGGAAUACUAGCCGUGGGUACCAAAGAGGGCAAAUGGGAGUACAUUGACCUGGAAACUAGUGUCGUUGAUACUGUUGACUCAAUGAUCAAAAACAAAGUCUUACAGUAA